AAAAGAGGUAGAGAUUAUCUGUUUCUUUUGGGGACUACAUCUCUGGUUUAUGCCUUCUUUGGCUUUACAUUGCUAUGUUUUUUUACUAAAUGUAAAUCAUAUUUUCUUCUAUUAUAAGGUAAUCAAUUCCAUUUUGUCGCUCCCUAAAUGCACAGGACGCGGUGUUAUCUCUGCACUUAUGUAACACACAGAGCAUCAGUCGGUUCCUGAGUCAAGGGCGAAAUUAAAGCAAGCAUUUUUGAAAUCCAUUUUUUCCCCCGUUGUUAAUCCCAGUGAUUUCUGAAGGGAUUACCGGACCAAUCAUGAUAGAGGGAACGCGGCUCGCCUGACGCUGCUCGGAUUGGAUGAUGGGCGCACAGAGUGACUGGAAACAACAGCCACCUUUGGACCUGCAGGAGAUGCUCUGAGAAAGCUUACUUUUGUUUACAUUCUCGAUUCGGAAUACAACCUCUUUUUCUGCUUUUGCAUCCUUUCUUUCUUUCUUUUUUUUAUCCUUCCAUCGUCCCUCAUGCUGGAAACAGACCCGAUCCUGCGGGUUGCAACGUCUGCAUGGCUGCUCGGUGCAGGUUAUGUUAACAUGGAAGACUCUGUCUGGAUCUUUUUCCCAUGACCAGCAAAUGGAGGAAGAAAAAGCAGCUACUGAAAAAAAAUUCAGCCCCGUACCUGCAGGACUUCCCAUUAACUGGGGGCUCAUUACCGGCCCGGUUCCGGAACCAGUUUUCUCCACUUCGUCCUUCAACACGUCGCUCCCUCCUCAGAGUUCAGCCGUGCACGCGUUACAGACGAAGGUGAAGUCCCUUACUCAAAGGAAGACAAGAGGGAGAGACCGAGAGAAGGACAGGGAAAGGCUGAGCCCAUCGGAACAAAGUCAAUCGGAAGUUUUUGUGCGGCACCGAGUCAGAGAGAGAGAACAGCUGUCUGUGCCGGCUCCUUCAUGGCAGUCAGGGGUCAAGAAGCACUUGAGCAGCAGUGAUGAAGACGAGGAGGUAGAGGUGCAGGUCAGGCUACAGAUCCACAGUCCACCAGUCGAUGUACAAAGAGAGCGUCUGGAAGAAGAUAGUAAAAAUGACAAAUCCAACAAAAAUGAGCACCAGAGUGGUUGCCAGGAAGGACGGUCUCGUAGUUUCAAGAAGAGCGCCAGUCUGGAGAGUAUUCUCUCAGACAACUCAAGAAGUAAGAAAAACCCAUCGCCUCCUCCACCAUCAGCUUUGCUCUCCUCUUCCUCAGCUUCCAACAACUCUGCUUCCACUUCAAACUUGUCCUCAGCUAAACACUGGGCACCUCCAAAGGGCUUCUGGAGAGUGGCACGUCCAGAAACCCUGCUCCUCAGUGGCGUUGGCUCUGACAGCAUACCACCAAAGGACUACACUCAGAUAGAAGAACAUAAGGAGCAUCAGAGGAAGUCAGAAUCUGAACCGACCAGCGGAAAGGAAGCCAGAGGUGGGUCGGAUACCAUCAACACGCCAUCAGAACUGAAACAAUCAGGGAGUGGGGAGUGCUACCUGGACAGGUGGGAGCAAAAGGAGGCAGAUGUGGUUGAACCCGCCAAAGAACUGUGCAACUCAGACUCCUGGGAGAGCAUCACUUCUCUACCCUCUCAGAGCGGAGUGCUCUGUGCUGAUUUGAAGCUUCGGGUGAAGGAGAGGGCCUACGCCAAGUUGAGGGAACGACAACAAAACUGCAGGGAGGAACAAGAUCAGUGUGGAGGAGAAAGUGUGGGCUACUGUGGAGACUUCACAUACAGAGUGGACUAUAAAGUUUCAGGAAGCCAAAGUGUUUUGGACAACACCAACACUGCCUUUCUCGCUCAAGAACUUGAGCCCUAUUUGAGGUCACUUCUUGUAAUUGGGGAUGAACUACCUCUAAGCCCGAGACAUGAGGAGGCCAAGCGUCUUCUGGAGCGUGCGAGGCUCAAAGCUCGCUCCAGUCACAUCAGAGGCGAUCGGCCCAGACGCUCCCAUUCGGAUCAGAGGACCUCCGUCAAAAAACACCAGAGUGAAUCAUCAAGUCCAACCAAAGUACAAAAAGCUGUUCAAACCAAAGAGGAUCUUUCAACCCAGACCGUCCUGGGCCCCUUCCUUGUCCCUAUGCAGAGAGAAACUUCCCCCACCGACCAACCAGGCCGCACCAGGCGUCACGGCUGUUCGCCGACGCGUGUACGCUUCGAGGACGAAUCCGAGAAAGAAGCAGAGUCUCGCUAUUUGGACAGAGUGAAACAGCGAGGACGGCCAGGGAUGCCAAAGUCCAAGAAUAAGGAUACCAACACAGAUUCCAGCAGUAGUGGUUCAGAGAAGAGCAGAGGUCACAGAAGCGUCUCCAUGCCCCCUCCUUCCAAGCAAAAUGAGGUGGUAAAAAGUGAGGAAACGGUUGUCAAAGAAAUAAUAGUGCUGGUAAAGAAAUGUGAGGCGUGUGGUUCAGUCGUCAGAGAACCGCAGCCUCCGUCCACAGUAGAUCCACAGAACAGUGAGCCGCCGCAGGCUGGCAGCACCGAGGACGCACGGGGAAAGGCCUCUCCUCGCUGGGUGCUUUCAAACAAACCAGACACGAGCACUCGUCCCAAAGCUUCACUCACCGUCACGUUUGCUGGGGCUUACGUGUUGGGGGAAAGCAAAGAGGUUAGCUCGGGGUGGAAGUCUUCUGGCUUUGGCAAACUCAGGAGAAGGAGCAGGAAAGGAGAAAGUAGGCUGGAGUCGGGUCACGGCCCUUACGGCCCAUCGUGGGCUCAGCGACGCAACUCAAAUCCAAGGAACAGAGUCAACUUGAGCAGAAGCGUUUCAUUCGCACCUGGCAGUCCCAUGACUCUGGAGCCACACUCACAGCCGCCCUCGGGGGAACUGAGGGAGUCCCCUACCCCAUCGUUGCCCAUAAAGUCGGCCCUGAAGUCCAGCUCCCGGAACCGUUCUGCUGCAGGGCAGUCCACGGUUCAGUUUCAGAUGUCAUCAAAUCAGGGAGACGGUGGAUCGCCGCCUCUACUGGACUCUUCAGAGACGUCUGCGUCCCUGAGCCAAGGGGGGGCAACGUCAGGCAACCAAGUACCCUGUGCCAGACCCACCACUCUGAGAUACUCUCCAGCUAGAAUCCCUGCAGAUCUACCAUCGGCCGAGCUCUGGGAAAACACUCCAGAUGCAGCAGGUCUGAGUGGAGAUUCAGGUUUUGGUUCAGACAGUCGCUCCGUGCGAGGCCCGGGUUUGUCGAGGGCUGAGGAUCUCAGAGCUGAACUGCUGCGAGCAGAGCAUCUGAAAGCUGAGGCCUUAUGGGAGGAGAACAGCGAUGGUUCCAGAAAACUCGACGGGAGGCCGAAGCUGUUCCUGCGGCGCUUCUUCUCCUCCAUCGGUCUGAACAGUGUUGGCAGACUGGUGAAAGGAGGUCGCUCCAGCAGCAUGGAACAGCUCAGUAUUCCUUCUGCCCCCCGAGCAAACUCAGCCUCACCGAGUCCUACACGCAGACCCCAGCCCUCCAUUCGCAUACAGAGGACACCGUCUCUGCAGACCCUACACACGGUGCUGCCACUGGCCCAGCUGCGGAAAGCCUCUUCUGUGCAAAGUUUAGAGAGAAGAACAGAACGGUCAACAAUUCUUGGAGAGGUGCAGAUACCAUAUGGUCUGGCACCCAGCCCAGAUAGCCCUCAGCUUGAGCUUCACAGGACUCUGAGUGUGGAGGACGUGCUCGUCACUAGAAUAGUGCGCCCGCUGGGCCGUGUGACCCAGGCUUUUCCUGAUGGCUCCCUCCUCCUGGAGCUCAUUAAGCCACCAAAUGGUCCUUUUGGUUUUGUGAUUUCAAGAGGAAAAGGUCGUCCAGAUACAGGUGUUUAUGUUGAAAAAGUGGGCGAUGGGAGUGGAGAGGGCCCGUAUGUCGGCCUCCUCGGAGUCGGGGAUGAAAUCCUGCAGGUGAAUGGAGAGGCGGUGGCUGGACUUAGUUUGGAUCAAGUGACUCGACUCAUGACUCGAGACAACACCGCUUCCCUGCGGAUUCUGCCAGCUCGACGCAAUCAGCGCUGAGAGGCGGGACAGAUGCGUCUGUUGAGGACAAACUGAGCUGUUUGGCGGAUGAACAGACGGAGAAAAUUAAUUUAUUCUGUAAAACAGAUCUGCAGGAAAUAGUACAAGAUGCACAAAAGGGUUAGGUAUUGUUCAAACAAAUCAGCAGAAUUAUUUAAAAAUUGGUAUUUCAGUGUGGAAAACGGUUAUAUGUGGAAUUCAAACUCACUUUUGUGAUUAAAUUGAAUCAAAUUCAUAACUUUUUUAAAGCUCUCGACAUCAUACUGCUGUUUUGACACAUUUAAAACUGUAAAAUCUUGCUUCUGUUGUAAAGUUUUGAAAAAUAAUGUAUACCCUAUCAUAGUUAUCAUAGACUCCUUAUAUAAAAAAAGAGCUGUAAAAUAAAUCUUUUUUUGAAAAGGUUUAAAUGUUGUUUUGCUUGACUUAAAGUAGUGUCCAUGUUUGUUUGGCUAUAGUUUUAUUUUUCCAAUGGCCUAACAUGAGAUUAUUGCUUCAAAAUAAAAAAAAUAAAUAAA
Messenger RNA from Oryzias melastigma (Indian medaka), 4513 nucleotides. RefSeq lists its product as uncharacterized. The transcript has 10 exons. Gene Ontology annotation, molecular function: protein kinase C binding. NCBI's taxonomy places the organism in Eukaryota, Metazoa, Chordata, Actinopteri, Beloniformes, Adrianichthyidae. Gene Ontology annotation, cellular component: apical plasma membrane; nucleus; cell cortex. The record is from RefSeq and is a predicted model, not a curated record. Gene Ontology annotation, biological process: centrosome cycle; establishment or maintenance of cell polarity; regulation of cellular localization. Bases 570 to 3998 code for a protein of 1142 amino acids.